CCGGGAAAAGACUCUCCGACCCGGGACCUGACGAUCAACUUUGGGAACUCUGUGUUAACGCCCACUUUGACUGCAGGAACCUCGGCGUGAGACUCGACAGCCGGUCUACUGAUUGUGGAUGAUUAUGAGAUCACAGACAAAAGGGGGAUACUCCUCCACAUCUGUUACCAUGGUAACCAAUAAGCAGGGCUUCCUGAGCCUCUAAUUUUAUCCCUACAAAUAAAAUGUGCUCUGGUCCUCGGCGUCGGUUCUUCAUCUUUAAUCCGUUGUUCUUUGAUCCUGCAAGGAUCCUCCUCACCUCCUGCAUCCAUCUGCACUGGUUUGCAUGUAAAUGUGGUUUCUGGUAUAGGACACAGAAAAAUGAAGAAUGCAUCUUUAGGAGAUGUUGCUUUUCAUUAAAUAACCUGAUUUCCGUCUAUGUAUUGAAGUAUGGGAUCUUUACACAUUUGUGCAAUUUCGUUAUUGUCACUUUGUUUUUGUUUUUAGGUAAAUUAAGUUUUCAAUAGUCUGAAAAAAUGUGCAGGAAAUAUGUUUAAUAUCCGUUUAGUGUAUUUUUCAGUUCAUCCAAACCAAUCAGUAACUGUUCAUGAAUCGUUGAUUGGAGUUAAUUCAGUGCGUUUUUUCAUAUAUAUAUAUAUAUAUAUACAUAUAUACAUAUAUAUAAUACACACACACACACACACACACACACACACACACACACACAUAUGCAUAGAAGAUGUCUUUGUACUUAUAACUUAGAUUUAAAAUGAGUUUCACAUUAAUUGUCGCUAUCAAUUACCCGAGUAUUGGUUCCUAUUCUCAUGUAAUGCUUUUUAUUGUUACUCAUCCCUCUUGGUCACGUGACCUUCAGGGCUCAGCUGAUUCCUACACCAGCCGACCGUCGGACUCGGAUGCUUCUCUGGAGGAGGAGAAGGAGGCCGGGCGGCAGGAGAAGGAGCAGCAGGCUGCCGCCCAGCUCGAGAGGGCAAAGACCAAAGCGGUGGCGUUCGCCGUGAGGACCAACGUGAGCUACUGUGGCGCUCUGGACGAGGACGUCCCCGCGGGCGGGACGGCUGUCUCCUUCGAUGCCAAAGACUUCCUGCACAUCAAAGAGAAGUACAACAACGACUGGUGGAUCGGCCGGCAGGUGAAGGAAGGCUGCGACGUCGGCUUCAUCCCGAGUCCUCUGAAGCUGGAGAGCAUCCGCCUGCAGCAGGAGCACAAGAGAGGACGCCUCCAUGGCAAGUCCAGCGGGAACUCCUCGUCCAGUCUGGGCGACAUGGCGACCGGUUCGUUCAAGCCGACCCCGAGCGCCGCAGGGAAGCAGAAGCAGAAGGUGGCCGAGCACGUCCCUCCGUACGACGUGGUUCCCUCCAUGAGGCCGCUGGUCCUGGUGGGCCCGUCCCUCAAGGGCUACGAGGUGACGGAUAUGAUGCAGAAGGCGCUGUUUGACUUCCUGAAGCACCGCUUCGACAAGAGGGUAUCCAUCACUCGGGUAACCGCUGACAUAUCAUUGGCCAAGAGGUCCGUACUGAACAACCCGAGUAAGAGGGCCAUCAUUGAGCGAUCCAACACGCGCUCCAGCCUGGCCGAGGUCCAGAGCGAAAUCGAGAGGAUCUUUGAGCUGGCCCGCUGUCUGCAGCUGGUGGUGCUGGACGCCGACACCGUCAACCAUCCCGCGCAGCUCGCGAAGACCUCACUAGCGCCCAUCAUCGUCCACGUCAAAGUGUCCUCGCCGAAGGUCCUCCAGAGGCUGAUCAAAUCAAGAGGGAAAUCUCAAAGCAAGCACUUGAAUGUGCAGCUUGUUGCAGCAGAGAAACUCGCACAGUGUCCUUCUGAGAUGUUUGACAUCAUUCUGGACGAGAACCAGCUGGAAGACGCCUGUGAACACCUGGCAGAGUACCUGGAGGCGUACUGGCGCUCUACACACGCGUCGCCUAGCACGCCACUCAACCCCCUGCUGGGACGCAACCUGGGCUCCACCGCUCUCACCCCGUACCCUGCUGCCAUCCAGGCCCAAAGGAACCGCAACAGCAACCACACGACCACGGACCUUCCCCCGCUGGAGCGCCACUGCCUGAUGCCGGCCGAUGAGAACCACAAGAACCACAACCGCCUGUCCUCGGGCUCGCAGUACAGCCGGGACCACACGCCGCUGGUGGAGGAGGACUACCAGGACCCCUACCAGGACUCUUACAAGCCUCAUCGUAACCGGGGGUCCCCGGGCGUCUUCAGCCAGGACUCCUCCCGGCACCAGCACUGAGCCCCUCCGCCCGGUUCGAGGCUGAAGAAACACUUUUAACAACCUCGUUUCCCAUUCGGCCUUCUGCCAAACGAGCAUUUUCAACCUAAAGAUAGAUAGAUAGAUAGAUAGAUACUUUAUUGAUCCCUCAAGAAGGACAUUGUGGUAUCACAGCAGCAUGUACAAGGAAGAAAAUAGGAUAACCUUCAAGAAGAGACCAUAAUAAUAAUUUGUAAAAGGAGAAGAGGAAGAGCAGCAACAUCACAGCAGUACAGGGUUAUUAUUGUCAUUAUUUAGCCUGGGAUGAUUUAUUGUAGAGUGUUGCUGCACUGGGCAGGAAUGAUCUCCUGUAUCGUCCUUGUGACAGCGGAGCUGAAGGAGUCUGAUGGAGGACGUGCUCCGCUGUCCCUGCAGCAGGUGGUCAGGAUUAUCCAAUAUGGAUAACAGUUUCUUCAGUGACCUUCCCUCCAACACCUUCUCCAAGCCGUCCUGUUUGCAGCCAAUGAUGGAGCCGGCCUUCUUAACACGUUUGUUAAGUCUGUUGGUGUCACCGGCUCCAACGCUGCUCCCCCAGCAGACCUCGGCCAAGUACAAAGCACUGACUGAUAGAACAUCUCCAACAUCUCGCUGCACACAUGGAAGGAUCGAAGCUUCCUCAGGAAAAAGUCGUCCCCUUCCUGUAGACGGCGUUGAUGUUGGUCUUCCAGUUCAGUCUGUUGUCUAUGGAGACACCCAGGUACUCGAUGUGGGCCGACAGGAGCACAGCUGGUCCCCUCAUGUGGCUCCAGGGGAAGUUCAGGGUCCAGAGGACCACGUUGGCUCCUCUGGACCCUCUCAGCUGUUACAGUAGCACGCAGGUAGGACUGGGAUCAAUCGUACAGUAGCUGCCCCCCUUUGUCAUCAACUAUAUCAAGACGUAAUAAUUAUAUAAAGUUAGAGUUCGAUGCUGUAAACCUCAGGAACGAGAGGUGUGCGUUUGUCACCCGUCCGAUUCUGAUCGUUGUGUCAAAUCGAGACAAGAUUGUUUGAUUUAAGUGUUUGAAUAAAGAUGUUUGAAUAAAGAUGUUUAUAUAACGCGUUUGGUAGGGCUGGAUUUUAGUGAGUGACUUAUAUUAAAUGCUGACUCGUGUCAAUACAUUCAGAAUAUUUGGACAUGAAAACAAUACAUUUUCUUUCAUCUUUGAUCAUUAAAGGUUUUAGGAAACAUUUUUUGAGUAGCAAUUUAAAUAUCACAUAUUGUUGUAUCUUGUCAUUUAGUAUUUGUUAAGAAUCUCUAGUUUUUUCCAGUUCAAAGGCGAGAGAUCAGAUGGUGUUUCGGGGAUUCUUUCGGUGAUAUCUGCCACAUAAUGUAGCUUUUAUUGAUUUAAAACUCUGAAGCAACUAUUUAAAGAUGUGAAUACUGCCUGUGAUGUGUUGAUUAGGCAUUUGUGUCUCGUUUUACAAUAGUAAUGAAAUAAACUGCCCUGAUGCUGUUGUGUGGA
Molecule: messenger RNA, 3705 nt
Organism: Gasterosteus aculeatus aculeatus (three-spined stickleback)
Lineage: Eukaryota; Metazoa; Chordata; Actinopteri; Perciformes; Gasterosteidae
Source: RefSeq, a predicted model, not a curated record